Messenger RNA from Phycomyces blakesleeanus NRRL 1555(-), 1980 nucleotides. RefSeq lists its product as hypothetical. The coding region runs from base 1 to 1872 and encodes 623 amino acids. The transcript has 2 exons. Lineage: Eukaryota; Fungi; Mucoromycota; Mucoromycetes; Mucorales; Phycomycetaceae. The record is from RefSeq and is a predicted model, not a curated record.
AUGGCAUCAGAACUGCCAUACGAAGUUGUAUGCCUUAUCGCAUCUCAUGUUGAAAAAGAUUACCAACUUAUCGGAGCCUUGGUCUGCAAACGGUGGACAGAACCAUUCCUAAACGCAUACUGGUAUUCCUUUACUAUCCACAAAGGAAUAGCAGAUCGCAUUUGCGAUAAAGCCUACCGGUACAACAUAUAUUUAAAUAACGUGCAUAGAGUGUAUGAGCUUAAAUGUUUUGAUCAAUUGAUUUUUGAUAUGGAAUAUCGUUCAAAACUGCCGCAAAUUUACCUUGGGAUAAGACGCUUUGUUUACCUUGAACAAUAUGAACCCCACAGUAUUGCAGAAAAAAUUGAUUGGGGCACCUGGAAUUUUCUGUCGCAUCUGGAAAUACAGUUUUUGUCUUUUAAGCCUUUUGUAUUGAAAGAUCUUAUCACGAGCUUAUCAGAAUCACCGUUUCUUUAUCAUCUCACACUGAUACAACGUCUCAAAAUGAAGAAUUGUGCGUCAAUGAACGAUAUUUCGUGGGUUGACAUCGAAUCGAUCCACCUUAACUUACGGCGACUGGAAGUCCUGCACAUUGAUUUUGAGCACAUUCGGAUAUCAAAUGGCGACAUGAAUAAAAUAAGAUGCGUUUCCCCAGCCCAAACUGUCACAACACUGAUUUGUAAUAGCAAUAGUGUUGACACCCAUUGGGUAUUUUACUUUGCACUCAAGUACCCGUAUCUACACACAUUAGAAUUGAAAGACUAUAAAGUAAACACUGAAACACACGCCGCUUACGACGAAGCAACAGAAGAAGAAAAUAUCCAAUUGCUAUCAACACUUGACCAAUUCUUUCCUCACUUAAAAAAUAUAAGUCAACGCACAAGAUCUGGUCCCAGACUUCACUUCUCUACGUUCUUCAAAUCUCUUCGAAAUUUCGGCACACAAGUAGAAAGAGCUAAAGUUUCGGUCUCUCUUCACUGCUCGAAACCAAUAGGCAUUCUCAACAGCUACUUUAACUUUAGUUCAGACACAUUGAGCGUUUUAUGGGUAGACUUAGUUUAUUAUAUGUAUAAGGAACCGGUUACGACCCUGUUACCUUCCUAUCCAUAUCUAGCCGAGUUACACAUCGCAGCCACUUGUACGAUUGAAAUCGACGUUAUGCUAGAUAAAUGCCCAUCAUUGCGAUUACUUGAUAUAGAAUCAGCCUAUGUAUACCUCUCCAACCAGCCAGACAACAGCCACAACACACACCCUCUGCAAAGACUGGAGCUAAAGAAUAUCGAGACGAGUACACAAGUUUUCAAACAUAUAUCCUUCCGUUGUAGAAAGUUUCUAUUCAUGAAGUUGAUACACGUUAAAUUUAAGGCAUCUGAAUUCACGGAAAACAGCGAAAUCUUACUUGACAUGCGCUACACCCAGUUGGACUUCCUUGUAAUCCGUAGUACCAAAACAACUCAUUCUUUAAUAAAACAUUAUGUUAUUAAGCAAGACAAUAAUAGUGAUGCUAAUCAAUUAAAUUUGACGACCCAUGAACAAUCUAUGUUAUUGAACUGGUAUUAUAUAUGCUUGACCGAAAAAGAAGAGGUAGACGAGGCAGAAGUAGCAGACAAGACAACAAGAUCAUUUGCGUGGGAGCUUGGGAAACGUGAAGUUGAAUAUGCUCAAAGAUUUUUUGAUGACGCUUUGAGCCCUGGCGAUGAUAAUAGGCAAUUUAUGGAUAACGGCGCCAUGUUCGACCGUUAUAGCCCAAAGGAAUGCUGGAAAUUAGAUCUUCACAGUGGUGUCUUUGUUAUUCAAUUUAAAUCUGUUAAAAACUAUCGUCUUGAUAAAGAAGAAUUGAGUAGAAGUAAUUGUAAGAAUACAAGGGAUUACAGUGACUGCUUGGACACAUAGCCAUAGUAUAAUAUACAUGUAUAUAUUUAUUAUGUAUAGAUAUAUUUUUUGAGAAUCUAAAACAGCAUAAAAUGAAAUAAAAUAAAAUUUCUUUUAUUCUACUUUUAU